AUGACUGACCCUACUGAUUCAGAGGUAGAGGUGCGUUCCAACUCCUCCGCUGGGAUCAGUGCUGCGCUUGGACAAGAUGACGCAGACCAACACGAGGCGCUGCGACUUAAAUAUUGCCCUCCUCUGGACGAUGCGCUCUUUUAUGCGAUUGUUUCAGAAUAUGAACUCCCUCGCGAUCAGAAUGCGUUGGAAAGCGUGCUGGAAAGUCUCAGAUCCGGUGCUUUAGACCAAGACUCUACAGACUUUGACCCUUCCGGCACUGGGGGUCGAUUCAUCAACCAAAAUGAUGACAACAACCCUGACGCCUCAGGUUCAAGCGCCGAGGACAGUCUCUUUAAUGGAGUAACAAGCAUCACGACUGGCAUUUCGGAGCUGUUAGGUGCAGACUCAGACAGGUUUGGAACCGACCUGAGCAAUGCAUCCGCCGAGGCAAAGACCGACUGGCUACUGAACAUGUUCCCCGUCAUUCCGAAACGAGAGCUAGCCGAAGUUCUCAGAAGUCACGAUGGGUCGUUGGACAAAGCAACCGACGAAUUGCUCAAUCUUUCAUUCUUGGCGCAGGCUGGAAAUGAUCAGUACCCAGAAGAUGAACCAGUACCAAAAGGCAUCGAAGCCUUUGCCGAAGAAAAUAUCGCUCCGAGAAAGGGAAGACGGAAACGGAAGAACAGACCAGUUGAUGUAUCGAGGGCAAGCUCAGCAUCUUCACACUUGACAGACCAGGAUACAAGCAGUUACAAUGUAUGGUCUACCAUGUCCGAAGAUGUUAAAUUCAUCUGCACAAGAACGACGCUGCAACAACAGACGGUCCGGUCAGCCUAUCAUCAACAUGGAGCCCGGCUUGGUCCGACGAUACGAGAGCUGGCAAUUAGAGAAAGCACCACGACCGAUCAAUGCGGAGAUGAAACCGCUGCAGUCAUGGACAUGCAAAUCGCCGAAUUCGAAGACGAGUUUGAGCAAGUUCCGAAAAGCCAACUUAUUGGCCUACUCAAAAUGGCCCGAAAUAUUCCUUCUGCAGCUCGUGAGCUUAUUGAGGCUAUGGUGUCUUCAGACAACAAUCGUUAUGAUGAGCCGAAAUCCGUGAGUAUUGCACCACAGUACGCGCCAGUCGAAAUCGAUGAAACAGAUGGCAAUGUGCACAAGUUUUCAUCGCCCUCGACCUCAACAUGGGCCUCAAAGGCAUCAGGAACAGGGUCAGGACAACGACAAGCUGCCGCCGCCCACCGGAUCGCAGCUUCGCAUCACUUUGGCCAGGCCAGCGUUGCCUUUAAGAAAAGCAAAUCCGAUCGUCUCAUGGGCGGAGCAGCAGCAUAUUAUUCUCAAGUUGGACACGAACAAAUGAGAAAAGCGAAAGAAAUGCAAGCUGCAGAGGCUGAUGCCCUGGUCGGCGGGCAAUCAUCCUCUACGGUUCUGGAUCUCCACGGCGUCAGCGUCGCAGAUGCACUUCGUAUCACUAGUGAUCGAGUGCAAAGCUGGUGGGAUGGUUUGGGGGAUACGAAGUACAUGUUGGGAGGAGCCGGUGGCGCUGCCAUGAGGAAGGGGUUCAGGAUUGUGACUGGGGUGGGCAGUCAUAGUAAGAAUCACGCUCCGAAGAUUGGGCCGGCGGUUAGUAGGAUGUUGCUUAAGGACGGCUGGAAGGUUGAGAUUGGCCAUGGAGAGUUGACUGUCACGGGCAGGGCUCGCAAGAAGUGAUGAUACAUAAGGGGCAUGGGCAUGAGCGACCUGGUGUUUCUUCUGGACUCAUUUGGCAGACUGGUGGGUAGAUUGGAUACUAUCGGAAGUGCAUAUUGAUACGGAUUGUGAACAAACAAUUGCAGUUGCUGAAGAUAUGUCUAGAAUUG
This is a messenger RNA of Exophiala mesophila, 1838 nucleotides long. RefSeq lists its product as uncharacterized. The transcript has a single exon. Lineage: Eukaryota; Fungi; Ascomycota; Eurotiomycetes; Chaetothyriales; Herpotrichiellaceae. The record is from RefSeq and is a predicted model, not a curated record. Gene Ontology annotation, molecular function: ubiquitin binding. Bases 1 to 1689 code for a protein of 562 amino acids.